CGCCCGCCCGCUCCCCCCUCCGCCCUCGCCCAUCCGCCGUCAUGGUUGACCGCCAGGAGCUGCCACCCGCCGAUGCGGAGCAGUACAUGUCCAAGCUGGCCUUGAUGGUGUCGCUGCGCAACCAGCUGGUCACCAUGAUCAAUGACAUCACCGACCGAACGUCUUCAUCCUCCCCCACGCCGGUGGCCAUCUCCGAAGAGGAGAGGGCCAAUGUGGCCCGCAUUCGUCAGGCGCUCAGCCAGACGGACCAGCUCAUCCAACUGUCGCCGCCCCUGCCGAAGAUGGUGCAUGGGGCCCUGUGGCCGGCCCUCCCCACCGGGCCCGUGUUCCCGGCCAGCUCCCAGAUGCCGGCCCUGUAUGUGGAGAAGCUGCACCAGUACCAGGCCUUCCUGGUGGGGCUGGGGCACCGGUGCUUCGGCGUGGACCUGGCCGUCAGCCAUCCGCUGGUGGUGGCCAACUACAGCCCGGGCGGUGUCAUCUCGGUGGCCUACUCCGCCGGGCAUGGGAUUCAGGCGCUGGCGGCGUCGCGACCGGCCGCACCGGCGGCAGCCGCCGCCGCCGCCGGGGCGCACGUCGGUGCACAGCCCGGCCCCGGGGCCCCGACGUCCCCAAAUCCGGCGGCGGCGGCGGCGGCGGCGGCGGCGGCCACUGCGGCGGCGGUUGCCGCUGCCGCUGCCGCUGCGGCGGCCGCCGCUUCCCGAGCGGCCCCCCCCGCGGCCACGGCGGCAACCCCCGCCGGCACUGCGGCAGCGGCGGCGACGGCCGGCGCCCAGCCCGGCGCCUACCAGCCGUCGGUGGCGGCCGGUGUCCCGCGGCCCGCUGCCGGGCAGGUCCCCCGGCCGGCCCCUCGUGCCCUCAUUUCUAAGACCAAGCUCCAGGAGAUCGUCCAGUCGGCACAUCCGAAUGCCACGCUGGAUCGCGUUGUGGAGGAGGCCCUCGGGUCGCUGGCCGAGGAUUUCCUGGUGCAGGUGAUCACGCAGUCCUGUCGGCUGGCUCGCCAUCGGGGCAGCCUCACCCUGACGGCCAAGGACGUCCUGCGGCCGCUUCGGCAGCACUGGAACAUGGACGUCCCGGGGUAUCCGGUGUUGGCUACCUUCACGCCGCACCAGCAGCCGGCCGACGCGGAGCAGGGGCCAGCCGGGGGGGCCGGAGGCGCGCCGGCCGACAAGAAGUAGCCCUCCCGGCGGGCUUGCCGCGGCGC
Molecule: messenger RNA, 1201 nt
Organism: Fonticula alba
Lineage: Eukaryota; Rotosphaerida; Fonticulaceae
Exons: 5
Coding region: 42-1175 (377 amino acids)
Biological process (GO): DNA-templated transcription initiation; RNA polymerase II preinitiation complex assembly
Cellular component (GO): SAGA complex; transcription factor TFIID complex; SLIK (SAGA-like) complex
Molecular function (GO): DNA binding; protein heterodimerization activity; TBP-class protein binding
Source: RefSeq, a predicted model, not a curated record